Cuscuta europaea is the source of this 1568-nucleotide messenger RNA. The record is from the annotation of a GenBank genome assembly. Lineage: Eukaryota; Viridiplantae; Streptophyta; Magnoliopsida; Solanales; Convolvulaceae.
AUUGAGUUCUGUUCCAAAAUAUAUUGUUUCCCUUCCCCCAAAAUAACAUAGCGCUAAUUCUAGUAGCUAGGGACGAAGAUAUAGUUUUGCAGUAAACAGGGUUUUGCGGUUCAGGAUGUAUUGGUUCUCUGAAAUGUCCUCUUUUGUUUCUCUCAAUUUUAAACCCACUAUCCGUAUGAGCGUUCUAAGGUAAUCCUUCACUACUACAUUGAGCGGCAGUGUUUAUUGAAGUGCACAAGACAGAUCCUUACACUUGCUUGUAGUAUGUUUUGAAACAAAACCUAAAGAAAGAUCUGGUUUUGUGGACGCGGCACAUAAGUUAAUAUCUGAUGGACUAGAGACUAAAGGGAUAUUUACUCUAGAGGACAAUCUGAUGUUGAACUUUCCAGAGUCGAUGGAAAUUGAUUUCUACACUUUAUGGGCUGAAGAGAUACUUACCGAGAAUAAUCUGAUCUUGGACAUCCCUUUUCUUAUAUUUUAUGAGUUCUGCACGUGCAAUGGCAAGCAAUGGAGGAAAUUAUGUUUGCUUUAUGAGGGUAUAAUUUUGGGUUCCUAUAAUUUUGGGAGGUUAGCUAUAUCAGCAGAAUCAUUAUCUUCAAUUAGUCAUUCCAAAGUACAGUUGCUGCUUAUUCUCAUAGAAACUUUGAACCUGGAAAAUCUUCUUCAAAUGGUUCAUGAUGAAAUUUCAUUCAGGGGCAUUUGCGCAAGUCCACAAAACAUUGCCUACUCCUGCCAAACACUCCGGCCGAUUCUGCUCAAGUCUAGAAAGCAACCUCACCUAUUCGGCUCUCUCUCCAUUUGAAAGGUUUCUGGCUUCAACGAUUUCAACUUAUGGUUGUAAAGUGAAUUUUAGAAGAGGUGAUUCUGAGAGCAUCUUUGAAAGCAGGCUGUAAAGUGAAUUUUAGAAGAGGUGAUUCUGAGAGCAUCUUUGGUUCUUUCAAUCAAAACAUUCACAAGCACACACCACGUGUCUUUGCAUAUUAGCUUUGGCACUACUAUUUUAUAACUUUAUGGCUUUUACUGAUUGCUGUUGCUUAUUUGGUCUUGAUAUAUAAGCGUUGACAUGUAUAUCACAAGAUGAUUUUUCGUUUAAUCUGGUGUUUCUGCUUUUCGUUUCUUUUUAUUUAGGGGUUUUUGUGGUUCUCUUAGCUUCUUUUAAUCUUCUUCAUUUUUAGUAGGCAAUCCUUAGAAUGUUUUUUACUUACAGUCACUAAAAUUUGGUCACAGGUUCUUUUUGUUUAUUAUGAAACAUGAUGGCCAUUAUAUCAUAAUUUUGCAGGAAAAAACUAGCAGAGGACACUUCGGAUAAGAGUUUUGAAGUUUGGAAUUGCUCAUUAAAUUGAUGAGAGUUAUGUUAUUUUAAAUUUCCCCUUAAUAAUGUAUAGUCGGCGCUGAGUUAGCUAGAGCUUUGUAUUAUUGAGAUUUAUCGACAAUUAGAUUAGUUUGAAAAGUUACUAUGUAAAUACUUUGUUUAAGGUACUACUUUAUUUUUAGUUUAAAUUAUAUGAAUUACAUUGACUCAAAUGAUUUAUUGUUUCUCUUGCUAUUUUAAUAAUGCAGGCAUGCAG